This is a messenger RNA of Phyllopteryx taeniolatus (common seadragon), 517 nucleotides long. RefSeq lists its product as uncharacterized. The record is from RefSeq and is a predicted model, not a curated record. Lineage: Eukaryota; Metazoa; Chordata; Actinopteri; Syngnathiformes; Syngnathidae. The transcript is spliced from 3 exons. Bases 82 to 498 code for a protein of 138 amino acids.
CCAAGGCACUCUUUCCAUUGCAGCUCCAACAGAGCAGACUCCAAUGAUGCAAUAGAAGAGGAGCAGAAAGAGUAAUACACGAUGACGUUCAAUAUGUUUUGCCAGCUAACCAUCUUUGUGCUGCUGUCUUCAGGUCUUUGUCACGGUGCUGGGGUAAUCCCGGUCGACUCACUGCGUGGGACACCUGGACAGAGCGUGACCUUCGCCACGUCUCUGACGCCGACAUCCGAACCCUUUCUGGCACUAACUUGGAGCUUUAACACGACCGCCAGUGUGAUCACCUCGACCAGCGUGGACGUAGUGGGAGAAGGCUACGAGGGCAGGAUCACCCUGGAUAAAAGCACGGGAUCUCUGGUACUCGGAAAUUUGACAGAGGAAGACAGCGGAGAAUAUGAGCUAAUCAUCAUCCCACAUGCUGCCCAGCCGAUUCAAGGAUAUGUUAAAUUGGAGGUGCUAAGGUGUUCCUGUCUCAUCAAAGUGAGCUACUGCACACCUUAGACUGCUGGGCCAAUGGCGA